AUGUCUCAAGAAGCUUUUGGCAAUGUUGAAGAUUACCAGUCAUCCAGUAGUGUUGUUGUUAUUUCCCCUGAACCGGGGCCGUCUGGGGAAGCCUCCCCAAACUUGGAAUUGGAUACAUCCUUAGCUGACACACAAUUUAUUGCUGCAACUCCCCCUACCCGUUUAUCUUUUGGUUUUGGAACAGAACAAUUAGCAAUACAGAGGAUAUUUGCUUGUUGUGGAAUUUUAUUUAUUAUGUGCGUUUAUUUGUUGCAUAUUGUCUCUAUUGUUUAUGGAAGACGUCGUUUACACAAAACUGGCUUAUCUAUCAAUAAAGAGGAGGAAGAACAAGAAGAUACCAAUCAUGAAACAAAACAAAAACAACAACAAAACAAACUUAAUAAAAUAAAUUUGUCUUCCCAACUUCCCGGUGUUUCAAUAUUAAAACCUUUGUUUGAAUUGCUCUUUUGUUUGUAUUCCCGUCAAGAUCCAGCUUAUGAUUUAGCCCAGCGUCUCUGUGCAAAAUACCCCAAAGUGGAUACACGCAUAUUUAUUGGAGGCCAACGAGUAGGAUUAAAUCCAAAAAUAAAUAAUAUGUUCCCUGGAUAUGUGGCUAGCAAAUACUCCCAUUUAUUGAUAAGCGAUCAAGGAAUUUAUAUGCGUCAAAAUGCUUUAACUGAUAUGGUUUUGUGUAUGUUGGAAAGGACAGAUAUUGCAUUAGUUACUCAAACACCUUUUUGUAAAGAUAGAAAUGGAAUUUGGGCAGCACUCGAACAAGUAGAUUUUACAAAAACAUGUUUUUAA
Molecule: messenger RNA, 783 nt
Organism: Meloidogyne enterolobii
Lineage: Eukaryota; Metazoa; Nematoda; Chromadorea; Rhabditida; Meloidogynidae
Source: the annotation of a GenBank genome assembly